This is a messenger RNA of Staurois parvus, 645 nucleotides long. NCBI's taxonomy places the organism in Eukaryota, Metazoa, Chordata, Amphibia, Anura, Ranidae. The record is from the annotation of a GenBank genome assembly.
CACCAACAAACACACACAAACAGAGACACCUGCACACACAGACAUGUACAUACACAUACACACACACAGAAACAGGUACACACACGCACAGAGACACAUGUACACGCACACAGAUACAGACACAUGUAUACACACACAGGCACGCACAGACACGCAUACACACAGAUACAUGUACACACGCACAGAUACAUGUACAUACAUACAGAAACAUGUACAUACAUAAACAGACACAUGUACAUACAUACACAGACACACGUACACACAGACACAUGUACGUGCAUACACACACACAUGUACAUGCACACACACACAUGUACACACACACAUACAUGUAUAUACACGCAGACACAUGUACAUGCAUACACAGACACACAGAAACACACACACCCCUCUAAAAAGUUGCAGUACUUCUUUGUUCACUCACAGAGUCGGGUACUGCACUCUAGGGGGAGGCAGAGAGCACAGCACACACUCUUUCCUUUGCUUUCACUGCGCUCAGCUAUUGAGCAGUCUGACGGCUCCCAGUGCCAAUGACAGAUCCGGCCUGAGCUCCGAGCCUGCUGAGCAAGACGGCCCUGGGGGACACACUCGCGCCCACUAUAAUUCCCACUCGCCAUUGGCAAGCAAGCGAGUGGAAAGUUCAAG